Molecule: messenger RNA, 1292 nt
Organism: Cynoglossus semilaevis (tongue sole)
Lineage: Eukaryota; Metazoa; Chordata; Actinopteri; Pleuronectiformes; Cynoglossidae
Gene: nap1l1
Product: nucleosome assembly protein 1-like 1
Exons: 15
Coding region: 34-1209 (391 amino acids)
Biological process (GO): nucleosome assembly
Cellular component (GO): nucleus
Source: RefSeq, a predicted model, not a curated record
CACACAGAGGCACGCUUCACUUCAGAUUCUAAGAUGGCCGACAUUGACAAUAAAGACCAGGCUGAGAUGGACCCUGCAGACAUGGAGGACGUGGAGGACGUGGAGGAGGAGGAGACCGGAGAGGACGUCAACAGCAAAGCUCGUCAGCUGACCGUGCAGAUGAUGCAGAACCCACAGAUCCUGGCUGCCCUGCAGGAGAGGCUGGACGGUCUGAACGGGUCUCCAUCUGGGUACAUCGAGAGUUUACCCAAGGUUGUCAAGAGACGCAUCAAUGCCCUGAAGAACCUGCAGGUCAAAUGUGCCCAGAUCGAAGCCAAGUUCUACGAAGAAGUCCACGAACUGGAGAGGAAGUACGCCGCCCUCUACCAGCCGCUCUUUGACAAAAGGAGUGACAUUUUGAAAGCGGCCUACGAGCCAACGGACGAGGAGUGUGAAUGGAAGGAGAACGACGACGAAGAGCUCACCGAUGAGAUGAAGGAGAAGGCCAAGCUGGAGGAGGAGAAGAAAGACGAGGAGAAGGAGGACCCCAAAGGCAUCCCCGACUUCUGGUUAACUGUUUUCAGAAACGUGGACCUGCUCAGUGACAUGCUGCAGGAGCCGAUCCUCAAACAUCUACAAGACAUCAAAGUCAAGUUCUCUGACCCGGGUCAGCCCAUGAGUUUCUCACUAGAAUUCCACUUUGAACCCAACGACUUCUUCUCAAACACAAUACUGACAAAAACCUACAAGAUGAGAUCAGAGCCCGACGAGAGCGACCCGUUCUCCUUUGAUGGACCGGAGAUCAUGAGCUGCACCGGGUGUACGAUUGAAUGGACCAAAGGGAAGAACGUCACGUUGAAAACAAUUAAGAAGAAACAGAAGCACAAGGGGCGGGGCAUGGUCCGAACAGUCACCAAAACAGUUCCCAACGACUCCUUCUUCAACUUCUUCGCUCCACCUGAAGUCCCUGAGAGUGGAGAGUUGGACGAAGACUCCGAGGCAGUACUAGCGGCCGACUUUGAGAUCGGCCACUUCAUCCGUGAACGCAUCGUGCCCCGGGCCGUGCUGUACUUCACCGGCGAGGCCAUCGAGGACGACGACGACGACUACGAUGAAGAGGGUGAGGAGGCAGAUGAUGAGGAAGGUGAGGAGGAGGCGGACGAGGAGAACGACCCUGACUAUGAUCCCAAGAAGGAUGCAGCCCAACCAGCGGAGUGUAAGCAGCAGUGAAGCCCAGCCCGCGUGUCUGUCUGGAGGAUCACCUGCACUGUAACCUGGCUACUCCAGUUAAAAACCUGAAAAAAAAAAAAAAA